Messenger RNA from Thlaspi arvense, 966 nucleotides. The record is from the annotation of a GenBank genome assembly. NCBI's taxonomy places the organism in Eukaryota, Viridiplantae, Streptophyta, Magnoliopsida, Brassicales, Brassicaceae.
GAAAAGUAACUCAAACUGCUUCACACAAUCCCACUUACUCAAAAAACUUUAUUGUAUUUUCUUCAUCAACGAAAUUUCUCAAUUAUGAACAACGAGAUGAACGGAGAGUCGCCGGAAAAUCAACAUGUAACAAAACCGACGAUGCCAGAAAAGAUUGACUACGUGUUCAAAGUGGUAGUCAUCGGAGAUUCUGCUGUCGGCAAAACGCAGCUACUUUCACGUUUUACGCAGAAUGAGUUCUGUUAUGAUUCAAAAUCCACCAUUGGUGUCGAGUUUCAAACACGUACGAUCACUCUUCAGGGCAAACUUGUUAAAGCUCAGAUCUGGGAUACCGCCGGUCAAGAAAGAUACAGAGCGGUGACAAGCGCGUAUUACAGAGGCGCGUUGGGUGCGAUGGUGGUUUACGACAUAACCAAACGCGUCUCAUUCGACCACGUGGCACGUUGGGUUGAAGAAUUACGUGCUCACGCCGAUGAUUCCGCCGUGAUCAUGCUCGUCGGGAACAAAGCCGAUCUCGCCACCGAUAAACGCGCCGUUCCAACGGAGGACGCCGUCGAAUUCGCCGAGACCCAACGGCUUUUUUUCUCGGAAGUCUCGGCUCUAAGCGGCGGAAACGUCGACGACGCUUUUUUUCGUCUACUCGAGGAGAUAUUCCGUCGCGUUGUUGUUUCGAGAAAAGCUCUCGAAUCUGACGGUGGAUCUACCGUGAAGCUUGACGGUUCGAGAAUAGAUGUGAUCUCUGGUUCAGAACUUGAUAUUAGUAAGACGACGAUUGAACAAUCUUCAUGUUCGUGUUGAUGAUUUUUGAGUGAUGGGUCGAGUAUGGGCCAGAUACAUUGAGACAUAUAUAAGCCAUUUAAUUGGCUUUAUUUAAGCAACGUCUUUGUUUAUGGGCUUUUCAUAUAUCUUGUGAUUCUCUUUAACAUUUAUUUCAUACCAAAUCAAACCGUUUGAAACUAGACCUAA